Messenger RNA from Varroa destructor (honeybee mite), 3760 nucleotides. It is a transcript of the gene asrij, whose product is annotated as OCIA domain-containing protein asrij. The record is from RefSeq and is a predicted model, not a curated record. Gene Ontology annotation, cellular component: endosome. NCBI's taxonomy places the organism in Eukaryota, Metazoa, Arthropoda, Arachnida, Mesostigmata, Varroidae.
UUAUCGAAAAUAUAUAAUUCACAUAUCAUUAAAAGGCUACACUCUUUUUGUAUGUUUUAAGCUGUUAAAAUAUUUAAGCGACAUCGAUUAUCAGUACAAAUUUGUUUGUGCUUUGUAAAAAUACGCGUGUUGAUUGGUUAAUAUGUUUCACACAGCCAGCCAAAGAGAUAUCAGCAGGUUCCCCUGCAAGAGAUUUGUCACAAAUCCGACAUAGAAGACCCACUCUUGCUUCUAAAAAUGAUGAUAUAAACCAACAGACGUAAUAUCUUGUAGAAUAAUCAAUAGUGGCUUUAAAUGUCAAUUGGGCCAUAUGCAAGAUACAGGUAUUGUAUUUGUUAUUUUUACGUAGAUGCUCUGUGUAUUUAGAUUAUGAUCAUCUUGUUGACAUUUCAGAAAGCAGUAAGUACAGACUUUUCUAGAUGAUAGUGAACGUCAACUUUUAAUGCAUAGACGGUCUGUACGGUUAAUACCUAGUCUAGCUAUUAAUAAUAUAAAAACAAUACUUUAUUAAUGAUUUCCGGUUUAGUUUUAAACAAAAACAAUGCGUUUCUUAGCAUUGUUUACGCAUAACGCACAUGAGGCUCUUUUGGCAAGCAGAGUUUCGCGCACAGUCGAGUCUCCAAAACCAGCCGUCUCGCCAAGGAUAACAUCAAUGCGUUCAUCUCAACAACAGCUAUGGAGGGCCCAGGCAUGAAUCAAGCCGGCGGAAGCCCAUAUCCCGCACAAAGUAGGCCCCGACAACCGGCAGACCAACGUCAGAACCCGUUUCAGAAUCUGACCGCUGAAGAAAUCGCCGUAUUAAAAGAAUGCAAUCGUCAAAGCUUCUACUACAGAUGUGUUCCAUUCGCUGUUCUCUCGGGUAUCGCCAUCCAAUGGGCCGUCAAGGCGGGUUACCUAACGACACAUCCAAAGUGGGGCACAGUUCCCAAGCUUGUCGGAGCCUGCGCUGUGUCUUAUAUAUUGGGAAAGUGGUCAUAUAGGCACAGAUGUGUGGAUAUGAUUUUGUCGCUACCCAAUUCACCACUAGCUGCAAGUAUUAGGAGAAACAGAGGGAGAUUUUCAGCGGAGGACACCGUAAAUUUUAUCCAGACAGCCCCUGAUACUGGACUUGGUUUUCCUACUCACGACGUCCGGGACGUAGACACGUCUCGUACGGCGUCAUCGUACAGUCAAGCCGAACAAAGGGAGCGGCUCCCUCUUAAUCUUUCACCAUCAUCUGCCUUACCGCCCGACGGGGAAACUUCGGAGAGUAGUCCGGUACGGUAUCGCUCUUUCGACGAUCUUCGACGUGAAAAUCGUGCCGAAUUUGCAAACAGACGGUUUACAAGUGAUGGCGGCCGUAUUCUGUAUCCUCCGUCAGGUCGGGACCUUCAAACGGAUGCGCCACAAACGCCGUCAUAUUCGGGCUAUGCAGCCCAACCUGCGCCGUUGCCAUCGCUGCCUUCUUCCGAAGAUUCCAACCUAAACAAACGCUAUCAGAGAAAAAACAAAUAUGGCGAUUUCGUAGAAGACUAACUUUUCUUUGCAUCAUAGAAUUCGAAAAAAUUCGCAUCAAGACUCGGGAAUGGUAGAUGCCUAUUAGUAUUGUACAAGUUGGAAGGAAUCUUCGAUUAGUUAACACACUUAAUAGAAAUGAUAACAGAAACUGAAGUAUCUAAAUAAUACUAAAAGUGUUGGAUUUUAAAAAAGAAAUGUGCGUUUUUUAUGGGACUUUAUAGAUGAUUAUUAUUACUGGAGUUGUUUCCUAGAUUAAAAACAAGGCCAAUGAGCUAAUGUCGUUGCGUAUAUGAUGCACUAGUAAGCGAGUCAUGUGUUUCGGAUCUGAAUCGUUCUGGAAGAGUGAUAAGGAGAGUAAGACGUACAAUGUACGGAUUCUAAUAUAAGUUACUUAUAAAUUACUAUGUAUGUGAACAAGUUAGUUCUAAUAGCUAAUAUCGCCAUUAUAGAGUAGUGAAAUUUAAUCUUCAUUAUAAGAGAUAUAGAUUUUCUAAGCUUGUUUAAAUACAUACAUGUGCACAAGAUAUUCCUAAGAUGAGAAAAUGGUGGCCAAAUGUGGAUGCUAACUACUAUAAAAUCGUUUACCAAAACACUAACGAUUCCUUUUGGCUGCUGUAGUGCGUUGAAUACAUCUUCUGAGCCAGCGUGUAGUAGAGUUUUUAGUUUUGCACUGGCGUAACGUUCAAAACAGAUCCACCUGAUGCAGGUUAAAUGCCCAGUUCCACAAAAAAAUUUGUGUGCUCAUAGUUUCUAAGCGCUCAAUGAGAAACUUUGUAGCGUUUUCAAUUAUGUGACGUAAAGCAUCGUAGUGAAUGAAGAUUAUGCUAAUCUCUUCUUGAAAGAAAAACCUAAUUUCCAUCUAGGUAUGCAUUUACCACAAAAUUUUUCUACACAUUCACUAGGCUCUCGUUGUGGCCACGCUGGCGCUCCGUUGUUCGACAAACUUUCACAUUGACGGCAACGAAUUUCGUCGUCUUCCCACGUUGUUACUGCAAAAAGUACUGUUCUCCUGCAGUAGUUAAAUAUAGCAAUAAACUUCUAGUUGGAAGAGCACUAAGAAUAAGCUUUUUUUUAGGAAAAGCCGAAAUUAAUCAACAAAGAAUUGAAAAUAGCUAAGUACAAAGCUGCACGUGCUCUGAUUGCUAUUGAUAUAUGAGAACAGUCUGACGCGAGAUAUUUCCCUAUGUAACUUAAUGGAGUUUAUUAUAGUGUUCCUUCCUAUAUUUUAGGUUAAUGCGUGAGUCCUUGGGAUUAAUCUCCAUAUAUUCCUUUUCCCAAUUUGUCGUUGCCAAGCUCCCAAAUAUUACACAGGGUGUUCUUGAGUUUAAGGUCGGUUCUGUAGGGAAUGUUAGAGCUUAGUAAAUGAAGCAUUCCUCGUGAUGAAACUCAUGGCCCCGGUUAUUAUUAUUAUUGUUAAAAAAUAGAAUAGAAACAACGGCCAUAUCUGUUUUUAGAGACAUAAAUUAGAAAGAUAUGAUUGCGUAAAAAACCGCUGUUUUGAUUUAGAAGCUGGAAGUACUGCAUAUGUGAAGGACUCCGUGCCUUCAUCUCAUACUCAAAUCAAGUUAGCUAAGUAAACAAAAGUAGUAGUAAUAGGUCCAAAACUAUGUACGUCUACGUUUUUAGCAUUAAAACGAAAUUACUGAAUAUAUCUCCAUUCAAUUUCAUUUCAGCUAUAUAAAGGCAAGACCCUUCUCGCUCAUUAGCUACCAGCCAAACAUUGAAGCAAGCUCUUAUUUUAGAGCAUGGUAUCUGUUAUCGCUUAAUCACAUAUUUGAGUAGUGCCGCAUCGGUAAAAUCAAUUAAAAUGAAAAACUUUCACUUUGCUUUCAGCUUUGGCAAUAAACUGAUACCAGAUUGCCCCCAUUGUGAAAUGUUUCAGUUGUCACUUAGUAAGCUCUAUCGUUUCUUGUAUGAUUAAGGUAAAAUUUUGAGACACCCUGUAUAUUGUCGGAACGAUUCUUCCUGCUUCCUAUAUAUCUCUAUCUAUUUUUUGCCUGUCGCUUAUCUUUAAAAAGAGUAUAUUAGGAUAACGCGACUACUAGUAACUACGAUAUUUAGUAAAAAAACGUUGGUUUCAUUUUAUACGCAUAUGGUCGUAUUUUGAGAAAUGGUCGAGCUUGAAAUCUGAAGCAGAUAUAGACUUUUAUAACCCAGACAAAAUGAUGGCAAUAGGCUGUUGUCAAGCAAAGAGUCAAGUAAAGUUUUUGUACGGCUCAUAAUAAUUAGCGAAUCAGAAAAGAUACAAACUGAAAAGGAAAUC